AUGAUUGUAACAGACACUCCCACCUUGUAUCUCUCCAUAUACAUCAUUGCAUUCCUGAUCGGUCUCCCUAAUGCAGUACUGGCAUUCUGUUGUUGCAUCCGCAAGAUCCACAGUAAACCUCUCCCUAUUGACAUAAUCAUGUUGAACCUCGUGAUUUCUGACCUCAUCUUCCUCACCUUCCUCCCUGUGAAGAUGAAAGAGGCAGCAGAUAAUAUGGUCUGGAAUAUGCCAGAUAUCCUGUGUCAACUUAAUCUGUUCCUUUUCUUCCUGCCAAUUUACGGUAGCUGCCAUUUUUUGGUGGUAAUUAGCACUGAGCGUUAUGUAUGCGUCGCUUUCCCAGUAAAAUACAAGAAUCCGAGGAGAAUCACUUAUACGAUACUGAUAUGUAUUGCUAUCUGGAUGUUCACUAUAGCAAGUGCUGUAUUAACUUACAUGGCUGCGUACGGUGGUUCUAAUAAUGUCACUAACUACACAGUACAUCAACUGUGUUACACUAACUUUACACCAGAGCAACUUCAAAAUGUGCUCAAAAUCCGACUGGCUUUUGUAGCAGUGUUUUUCUGUAUGCCUCUCUUUAUUUGCUGCUUUUGUUACAUCAAUACCAUUCGUAUUCUGUUAAAGCUUCCUCUUAUUAAACGUUGUCGCAAGCUCCGGGCCAUUGGAAUGGCUUUUGGGACGCUGCUUGUGUUUGCUAUUUGUUUUGCACCUUACAACGCAUCACACAUUGUGGGCUACAUUACACAAGAAAAUCCGAAGUGGCGCAUGUACACUUUAACUUUCACCACUUUAAAUGCAUGUUUUGAUGCUAUAAUUUUUUACUGCAUCUCUUACGAGAUGAGAUUGGCAUUUAAAGUCUGUAAAAAAGGUUUUAUUCAGUUUUAUGUUCGUAUAAAAAGUUUUUUUUACUUAAAUAAAUUGUACAGAACACAUAUGUAA
Molecule: messenger RNA, 936 nt
Organism: Paramisgurnus dabryanus
Lineage: Eukaryota; Metazoa; Chordata; Actinopteri; Cypriniformes; Cobitidae
Product: free fatty acid receptor 3-like
Biological process (GO): G protein-coupled receptor signaling pathway; cellular response to fatty acid
Cellular component (GO): plasma membrane
Molecular function (GO): G protein-coupled receptor activity
Source: RefSeq, a predicted model, not a curated record